Aspergillus novofumigatus IBT 16806 is the source of this 2056-nucleotide messenger RNA. RefSeq lists its product as uncharacterized. Bases 238 to 1872 code for a protein of 544 amino acids. The record is from RefSeq and is a predicted model, not a curated record. Lineage: Eukaryota; Fungi; Ascomycota; Eurotiomycetes; Eurotiales; Aspergillaceae. The transcript has 3 exons.
CUCUUCCUCGUUCCAGCUCAGCCAUCUUUCCUUUUUCUUCCAUCACUUGCAGCUCUAUUACGUCCCUCACUUCCAACCUCAGGCCCCACUCUUCAUUGUUCCAGCUGUGACGCACAAGCGUGGAGCCUUCUCUUUCAUGCAUUGAGCUGCAGAGCUUCCCUCGGAUGCGAGCUGGUCAACGCGUUUCUGGUGUCACCGCGACUCCACGUUCGCCAGCAACUUGAAUUUUGUGAAACAAUGGCAGAAACCACACCCUCUCAUCCGAACGACACCCCAGAAAAUUCUCCUGGUGGAGGCGAUGACAACCAGUCCCAAUCGGCCGGCCAAUCCAAGAAUCCUGCUUCCGUCAAGGAUCGAAAAUGCCAGUACUGUCAUCAGGCCUUCACGUCAUCGUCACUCGGCCGACACCUGGACCAAUUUCUCUUCAAGAAAAAGCCCGACGGAAUCCACGAUGUUGAGGAGAUUCGGCGCAUUCGAAGCGGCAUCACCAGACGGCAGGCCCGCACAUCCUCCGGCAAACGGGAUACUCCUGAACGGGCCAUGGGCAAGGGCCCGUCGGAGCAUUUUGCAGGCGGGGAACACGGCGCGAAGCCGCGCGAGGGUGCGAUCAGGAUGAUGUUUAACACGCCUACGUGGCAUGCGACCGGUGUCAUCAAUGAUAUUCCUAAUCCGGGUCAGACACCGGAGGGUUCGCGGUUCGCGGCCUCGCAGCCUCGAACGGGGGUGAUGCAUCUUCCGGACUAUGCGAGUAGGGGUGCCAGCGCCAAGGAUCCAGAUACAAUGAGGGCGUUGGAGUUGGCUCUGCGAGAGGUUUUGGAUAAUAUCAAAGCUGCAACUUCCCGGAUGCGACCUCGGCUUUCGCCGUUCGAUUUCGAUAUUCAGUCGGAGACAUUCCCCUCGCUCUGUCUUCACCUACUGCCCCCACCUCCCAGUCUCUUCUCUACCAAUCCGUUCCCGUCACCGUCAUCUUUCCCACUGAAGCCCCCUGGGGUAGAACACCUUGAUAUUGUACGACAGGCGAUUCGAGCGAAGAUUGACCAGUGGCAAUCCGAUCAGCUGUCCGCGCAAUCUGCGAACAACUCUCCCGGUCGGCCCGCGCUCGGCCUGGACGCUAACAUGAUCAGUCGCAGCGCACAGCAACAUGAAGAUAUGAGCCUGAGGCAUCUCGAGCUGGCAUUCAAACACUGGGCCUCGCUGCCACCGGAGACGCGACUAGAGGCGUGGCAUCUUGAGAUCACCCGCGCGUUCGCCCGUGAGGUGGAGAAACGGAAAAUAUUGGACGAGCAGCUCGCUCGCGUCCAGCAGGAAGCCAACCAGCUGCGCGCACAGGUCGAGAAGCUGGACGCCAAGGAAAGCCAGAUCAGCCCCGGUUCGCCUCGGUGGGACUACGAUAGCGUUGUUGCGAAGUGGAAGCGGGUUGUGAUGCACGACAAGACCAUGGGCCGCAUCGGCGUCGGGUAUGGCAAUCCUCCGCUCGAUGAUCGCAGCAGCGCGGACACCAAACCCCGCGCGACAGAGGAGCCGCCUGCCUCUGCGCCAGCGUCUGCACCUCCGUCUGCACACCCCAGGUCGCGAGCCCUGCAGCCCGCUCCUGGCCCCGCGCUUGCCUCAAGCCCGGACCAGUCGUCCUCGCAUACCGGCGGCGCCUCGGCCCCAUCCAGCCAGAACACCUCGCCUUAUCUCCGGAGUCCCCAAGCAGGCCCGCAAGCCAAGCGUCCUCGAUUAAUGAAUGGUGCAGAUGGCGGCCACGCUUCGGCAGCGAAUCCGUCUGCCGCUCCGACGAAUACGUGGACUCAUCCGCACAGUCACCAGUCCCUUGCGGUUUCGAACUUGGCUAGUCCGUCUGGACCGCCGCCUAGCUCUGGGGCGUAGUUGAUCUUAUCAGACCGGGUAGGCGCCGCCAUCUCAGCCAUGUAGGCAAUCAGGAGAUAUAUGCAAUGGCGAAUGCACGCUGGAACUCUUAUCUAACUGUACAAAUACUGGAACGAUAUAUACUUCAUCUUGAAUUCUCGCAAGGAAGUCUGCAAUCAUUGAAUAUCUAAUCAUAAUACAUAAC